Messenger RNA from Syngnathoides biaculeatus (alligator pipefish), 2375 nucleotides. RefSeq names its product chondroadherin-like a (gene chadla). The coding region runs from base 1 to 2334 and encodes 777 amino acids. Gene Ontology annotation, molecular function: protein binding; transmembrane signaling receptor activity. The transcript is spliced from 11 exons. The record is from RefSeq and is a predicted model, not a curated record. Gene Ontology annotation, biological process: immune response; toll-like receptor signaling pathway. Gene Ontology annotation, cellular component: membrane; extracellular matrix. NCBI's taxonomy places the organism in Eukaryota, Metazoa, Chordata, Actinopteri, Syngnathiformes, Syngnathidae.
AUGAAGAUGCUUGCCCUGCCAGCUGCCAUUUUUCUGGGGACUUUUGGGUUCAUAUUGAAUGUGGAAGCGGGCAAGUGCCCUCGACUGUGCAGUUGUGACAACACCAAGCUUGCUGUUGCUUGCGUGGGGAAGAACCUGACUGAGGUUCCACUGACUAUUGACGAGAUCGCAGUCAAAUUGGACCUGAGGAAUAACAACCUGCAGGUGCUGCAAAGGGGAGGAUUUGUGCACACCCCUUACCUCACUCACCUCAAUUUACAGCGAUGCAACAUCAUCAAGGUGAAGGAAGGGGCUUUCCGCAUGCUGGGCCGCGUAGUCUCCCUAAACCUGGCGUACAACAAAAUCGACAUCCUAUACCAGGAGUCUUUUGACGGCCUCUCGUCUUUGAAGGAGCUUCAUUUGGACCACAAUCGUGUUGAGGAGAUCCAACCUGGAGCCUUCUUGCAACUUGGCUCACUAAACAUGCUGGCUCUCACCCACAACCAGCUGGUCUACAUCCCCAACAUGGCCUUCCAGGGCCUGCAGCACAUCAAGUGGCUUCGUCUCAGCCAUAACUCCAUCAACAACUUGGCUCCUGAGGCCUUUGCAAGCUUGUUCACACUCACUCGCCUCAGUCUGGACCACAAUGAGCUGCAGUUCUUUCCCACUCAAGCCAUGACCAGACUCAAGGAGCUAACACGCCUGAACAUGAGCCACAACCCCAUGAUCUACCUCGGCGAAGAGUCCGUCUCUAUGGCUAAGCUGACACACUUGUACCUCAGCCACAUGUCCCUCCAAGACCUGUCAGACCAAGCAAUGUCCCAAGCCCCCCUGCUCUCCCACUUGGACCUGAGUCACAACCAGCUACGUUACUUGGACCCUCUCGUGGGCCCCAAGAAUCUAACCAGCCUCAACCUCACUGCCAACCCCAUCUACUGUAGCUGCUACGUGAGGCCUCUGAGGAACUGGGCGAGCGUUGGCGGUGUUAAGCUGCUCGGAACGUGCGCAGGCCCUCCUCACCUGUCCGAUGAGCCGCUCCGAAACGUGGCGGCUGUGGACAUGCGUUGCCGUAGGAGGGGGGACCCUCUGCAGGACGAGUUUGAGGAGGAAGUGAUUGCCGUUAGCCGUCCUCCGACAGCCAAACCCAAACAGAACGUCAAGUGUCCGGUUAACUGUGACUGUCACAUUGAAGCACAGCAUGCCACGUGCGAGAACCGAGGUCACACAAAAGUUCCGCGAGGCUUCCCUGCCAAAACUCAACUGUUGGACCUUCGCAGCAACCACUUCCACAACCUUCCCGCCAACAGUUUUCCAGCCAGCGGCCAAGUUAUUUCUCUCCACCUGGAAUUCUGCAAAAUUCACGAGAUUGAAGGCGGCGCAUUCCGAGGAAUGAAAAAGCUGUUUUAUUUGUAUCUUACUGACAAUGACCUCACAUCCUUGGGGCCGGAAACCUUCACUGGAGCUCCUGAGCUCAGUUACCUUUACCUAGAAGGAAAUCGUUUGGCACAGUUUCCCGGUUCAGCUCUGCAACACUUGCCAAAUCUGUUUGCAUUACACCUGGAGCGUAAUGCUAUUUCAAAACUGGUGCCUACGGGUCUGCUCUCCUCAGUCACCCCAAAACUGAGAGAGCUUUACUUGACCAAUAACACCAUCCGCACAAUUGCCAAGGGCGCGUUGGAUUUUGCCCUACUCGGUAAACUUCACCUGGAUUCAAAUAAACUUACCAACGUUCCGACCGCCGCUUUAUCGGACGCCCUGAAUCUGGAGGAGCUCAACCUGUCUCAAAACCGGAUUCUCUCAGUGGGGCCAAAUGCAUUCCGGCCCAUUUCCCGAAGUCUGAAGUGGCUGCACACGGACCAGAUGAGCACUGAGAGGAUGUCUCCGGACGCUCUGGCCGGGCUCGGCCCGGGACUGAAGGCGCUCACCAUGAGAGGAAACCAGUUGAAGGCGCUUCCUGACUUGGGCUCGCUCACCGGCCUGGAGGUGGUUGACCUUCAUGACAACCCACUGCUGUGUGAUUGUACUUUGUUGCCACUGCGCAGAUGGCUGGAGAAUGUGAGCUUGGAGGUGGGCGCCACCUGCGGCCUCCCUCCUCAGCUUAAAGGUCGGAAGGUCAGGGAACUGGACCUAUUCAAGUCCUGUCCAGAGAACAGCUCCUAUGCAGACAGAAGGCGUGGUGUUGUUGUGGCCCCGGUAAAAUCCAAGAAACAAAAACUAAGCCUCAUGAAGACUUCUGGACUCAAGAGUAAACCGGAAAGGAACAACACCAAGCGACCCAAGCCUACGAAGAAGAAGCCUCAAAGGAAACCUGCUCUAGCAAUGUUGGCCAAAAAGAAGAAACUGAUAAAAACAUAAAAACAGAUCAGCUUGGCUAAGUUGAGUGCUAUGGGCAUCUU